Closterium sp. Yama58-4 is the source of this 3045-nucleotide messenger RNA. The record is from the annotation of a GenBank genome assembly. NCBI's taxonomy places the organism in Eukaryota, Viridiplantae, Streptophyta, Zygnematophyceae, Desmidiales, Closteriaceae.
AUGCCCUGCCCCUGGGUUCCAUUCCUGCCGUUGCACACGCACAGGAGUUCAGUGGCUCGCAGAACACUGGUGAUCAUGCUUUAUGAGCUUUGCUCCUUCCUGCAAGCAUGCUCCCUACGUGCUGCAUGCUAUGCUGCAUUCUUCCUACAUGCUGCAUGCUAUGCUGCAUUCUUCCUACAUGCUGCAUGCUAUGCUGCAUUCUUCCUACAUGCUGCAUGCUAUGCUGCAUUCUUCCUACAUGCUGCAUGCUAUGCUGCAUUCUUCCUACAUGCUGCAUGCUAUGCUGCAUUCUUCCUACAUGCUGCAUGCUAUGCUGCAUUCUUCCUACAUGCUGCAUGCUAUGCUGCAUUCUUCCUACAUGCUGCAUGCUAUGCUGCAUUCUUCCUACAUGCUGCAUGCUAUGCUGCAUUCUUCCUACAUGCUGCAUGCUAUGCUGCAUUCUUCCUACAUGCUGCAUGCUAUGCUGCAUUCUUCCUACAUGCUGCAUGCUAUGCUGCAUUCUUCCUACAUGCUGCAUGCUAUGCUGCAUUCUUCCUACAUGCUGCAUGCUAUGCUGCAUUCUUCCUACAUGCUGCAUGCUAUGCUGCAUUCUUCCUACAUGCUGCAUGCUAUGCUGCAUUCUUCCUACAUGCUGCAUGCUAUGCUGCAUUCUUCCUACAUGCUGCAUGCUAUGCUGCAUUCUUCCUACAUGCUGCAUGCUAUGCUGCAUUCUUCCUACAUGCUGCAUGCUAUGCUGCAUUCUUCCUACAUGCUGCAUGCUAUGCUGCAUUCUUCCUACAUGCUGCAUGCUAUGCUGCAUUCUUCCUACAUGCUGCAUGCUAUGCUGCAUUCUUCCUACAUGCUGCAUGCUAUGCUGCAUUCUUCCUACAUGCUGCAUGCUAUGCUGCAUUCUUCCUACAUGCUGCAUGCUAUGCUGCAUUCUUCCUACAUGCUGCAUGCUAUGCUGCAUUCUUCCUACAUGCUGCAUGCUAUGCUGCAUUCUUCCUACAUGCUGCAUGCUAUGCUGCAUUCUUCCUACAUGCUGCAUGCUAUGCUGCAUUCUUCCUACAUGCUGCAUGCUAUGCUGCAUUCUUCCUACAUGCUGCAUGCUAUGCUGCAUUCUUCCUACAUGCUGCAUGCUAUGCUGCAUUCUUCCUACAUGCUGCAUGCUAUGCUGCAUUCUUCCUACAUGCUGCAUGCUAUGCUGCAUUCUUCCUACAUGCUGCAUGCUAUGCUGCAUUCUUCCUACAUGCUGCAUGCUAUGCUGCAUUCUUCCUACAUGCUGCAUGCUAUGCUGCAUUCUUCCUACAUGCUGCAUGCUAUGCUGCAUUCUUCCUACAUGCUGCAUGCUAUGCUGCAUUCUUCCUACAUGCUGCAUGCUAUGCUGCAUUCUUCCUACAUGCUGCAUGCUAUGCUGCAUUCUUCCUACAUGCUGCAUGCUAUGCUGCAUUCUUCCUACAUGCUGCAUGCUAUGCUGCAUUCUUCCUACAUGCUGCAUGCUAUGCUGCAUUCUUCCUACAUGCUGCAUGCUAUGCUGCAUUCUUCCUACAUGCUGCAUGCUAUGCUGCAUUCUUCCUACAUGCUGCAUGCUAUGCUGCAUUCUUCCUACAUGCUGCAUGCUAUGCUGCAUUCUUCCUACAUGCUGCAUGCUAUGCUGCAUUCUUCCUACAUGCUGCAUGCUAUGCUGCAUUCUUCCUACAUGCUGCAUGCUAUGCUGCAUUCUUCCUACAUGCUGCAUGCUAUGCUGCAUUCUUCCUACAUGCUGCAUGCUAUGCUGCAUUCUUCCUACAUGCUGCAUGCUAUGCUGCAUUCUUCCUACAUGCUGCAUGCUAUGCUGCAUUCUUCCUACAUGCUGCAUGCUAUGCUGCAUUCUUCCUACAUGCUGCAUGCUAUGCUGCAUUCUUCCUACAUGCUGCAUGCUAUGCUGCAUUCUUCCUACAUGCUGCAUGCUAUGCUGCAUUCUUCCUACAUGCUGCAUGCUAUGCUGCAUUCUUCCUACAUGCUGCAUGCUAUGCUGCAUUCUUCCUACAUGCUGCAUGCUAUGCUGCAUUCUUCCUACAUGCUGCAUGCUAUGCUGCAUUCUUCCUACAUGCUGCAUGCUAUGCUGCAUUCUUCCUACAUGCUGCAUGCUAUGCUGCAUUCUUCCUACAUGCUGCAUGCUAUGCUGCAUUCUUCCUACAUGCUGCAUGCUAUGCUGCAUUCUUCCUACAUGCUGCAUGCUAUGCUGCAUUCUUCCUACAUGCUGCAUGCUAUGCUGCAUUCUUCCUACAUGCUGCAUGCUAUGCUGCAUUCUUCCUACAUGCUGCAUGCUAUGCUGCAUUCUUCCUACAUGCUGCAUGCUAUGCUGCAUUCUUCCUACAUGCUGCAUGCUAUGCUGCAUUCUUCCUACAUGCUGCAUGCUAUGCUGCAUUCUUCCUACAUGCUGCAUGCUAUGCUGCAUUCUUCCUACAUGCUGCAUGCUAUGCUGCAUUCUUCCUACAUGCUGCAUGCUAUGCUGCAUUCUUCCUACAUGCUGCAUGCUAUGCUGCAUUCUUCCUACAUGCUGCAUGCUAUGCUGCAUUCUUCCUACAUGCUGCAUGCUAUGCUGCAUUCUUCCUACAUGCUGCAUGCUAUGCUGCAUUCUUCCUACAUGCUGCAUGCUAUGCUGCAUUCUUCCUACAUGCUGCAUGCUAUGCUGCAUUCUUCCUACAUGCUGCAUGCUAUGCUGCAUUCUUCCUACAUGCUGCAUGCUAUGCUGCAUUCUUCCUACAUGCUGCAUGCUAUGCUGCAUUCUUCCUACAUGCUGCAUGCUAUGCUGCAUUCUUCCUACAUGCUGCAUGCUAUGCUGCAUUCUUCCUACAUGCUGCAUGCUAUGCUGCAUUCUUCCUACAUGCUGCAUGCUAUGCUGCAUUCUUCCUACAUGCUGCAUGCUAUGCUGCAUUCUUCCUACAUGCUGCAUGCUCCAUGCCCCCUUUUUCCCAACCCCCCCACACCUUCCCCCCCAACCCAACCCCACCUCUCCACCUCCCACCACCAUUCUCCACCUCCCUUUCCCCCAUCCCCCCGGAAUCUUCGAAGGUACCAUAA